Molecule: messenger RNA, 2320 nt
Organism: Tricharina praecox
Lineage: Eukaryota; Fungi; Ascomycota; Pezizomycetes; Pezizales; Pyronemataceae
Exons: 8
Coding region: 133-2103 (656 amino acids)
Source: RefSeq, a predicted model, not a curated record
AGAGACUGUAGGAGAGCAGAUCAACUGGGUGCCAAAAGCGCCCCCACCGCAGCGCCUAUCAGAAACCAUAUCUACAUGCAUCUUCGAUUCCAUACCCAAAGGCGCCCCUAGUAGCGGCUGUGCGAAAUCGAAAUGCUUCCAGUCGACAUAUCCGCGCCGGCCCAACAGGUCUGGCAAGCCCUGCUGGAGCGUGACUUUCCAGCCGAAGUCCGUGAAAUCCUGCAUCGGCCACAGGCGAGCUCUCUCCACCCCGUCAACGACCGCAAAGCCAAGGUCAACGCGGCACUCAAGAUAUUCGUGGAGCAGAAGCUCUCGCGGAGCGAGCGCGAGAAGUUCAAGGCCUCGGGAAAGUACCAUUCCUUCGAGGAUGUAGUCACGCACCUGCAGGAAUCGGCCGAGCACUGGGCAAAGAAGGGGGGCCCGCUCGUCACCGCUAGAGAGACAUUGUUGAAGGUCUUGGAUCGCCUGGGUCACUUCCAGACACUGUUUAGCAUCUUCCCGAGUCAGUCCGCGUACAUGAGCCCCUUUUGUGGUGCGCUGAAGGUGCUUUUGAUGGUCGCGAGUAACUAUGAGAGCUCCGUUAGAGAGAUUGUGGAUGGACUUCUGGAGAUCUCGGAUGCCACCCGAGAGGUUGCGGAGUUAUCGUGCUUGUUCCAUCGGGACGAGAUCCAGAAGCACGUUGUCCUAUUCUACGCGGACAUCCUCACAUUCUGCUGGUAUGCUUUGGAGUGGUACAAUUCGAAAUCAUGGAUGAAACUGGCCAAAAACUUCCGUGAUUGCGGCUUCAGCAAGAAGAUGACGGAAACGAUACUCGAGGUCCGGCGCGACGCAAAGAACAUCCGUAGACUAUCAAGGAACAGCAGCUUGGCCGAGAUCAAGCUUAUAGGUGGACAGCUGUCGAAUCUUACCCGGGCCAACUGUGAUGUGCAGACUACCCUGAACGAGGUCAACAGCGAACUUAGACAGGUCUCUGAUAACCAGCAGUCAAUUAUACUAGGGCUGGCAAAGGGCUUGGAAGAGUUGAAAAUGCAGACGUGGGCUUCGCAUUGGCGACAGUCAAUAGAGAUCUUGCGUCUGCGGCGUGAGGAGAGAGGACGCAUUGAGCCCGUGAAGGAAUACAAGAAGAAAAAACCUUUACUUCUCAAGGCCAGGGAUGACGACUCCACCUCCAAGGAGACGUCAGAAGAAGAAUCCAGCGUCCGCCGCUACAACCUAGCGGAAGUCAUCAAGCAAUUCCGAAAAUCCACCGGCCUCACAGGCUACAACGUAACCAAGGACCUCGAAGCCGCUACACGCAAGCAAAGGACCGGCGGGCGAUGUCAUCCCAGCGACCGCCUCCCAUCCUGGAUCUCGGGACGGAAAUCGCAGCUACUCUGGCUGCAAGCAACCCGGGCACCGUCUCAGAACACCGGCUCUGCGCUUGCCCACUAUGCGGCCGAUAUCGUAAACUCGGCCGCAUACGCUGAUAUUCCCAUCAUCCACUACUUCUGCAAGCGUACAUUAGACUCGGACGAUGAGGAUGGGGAUGAAGACCCCGUGUGCGCGCUCAUCAAUAGCUUGUCGCUGCAGAUACUGCUGCUCUUCGAGAAGAAGAUCCUGGAGACCGAUAUUGCCCUGGAUAGGAAGCGGUUGGCGCGCCUAUCCGCAUCGCAUAAGGAGGCAUGGAAGUUUUUUGGGGAGCUGGUGGGCUUGCAGCCAUCACUGGCAGUUGUCAUCCACUGUCUAGAGUACUAUGAGGAUUAUCCGGCGGCGAUGGACUUGAUGAAGCGAUUGAACGGCCUGGUCGAGGGGCGCGGCAAGACAGUACUCAAGGUCCUACUGACAAGCAAACGUCGCACCACGACGCUGCGAAGAAGGAUCCCCGAAGAUGCUGUGGUGCAUUUUGAAAUCGCAAGACACGAGCGUGGUCGGAAGUUGAAACAGAGAUUUCGGCGCCGGGCACUAGGGCGAACUGCGGAUGCGGCCGAUAGGGUCUGGCUGAGCAGCGGGGAUGAGCGUGACACUGCUUCCAGUGAGGAUGAUCAGGAAAGCGGCUCUGAGGAAGAAGAGGAUGAUAGCGAGGACUCCGAAGAAGAGGCGGAGGAGGCCGAGGAGACCGAGUGAUCCGAAAGCAGAUAGAUUAGGCGGGAGCCGCAGGACCAGGAGAUAGGAUUUGGUAACUUUAUGCACGAUAUGCAGGUGGUCCACGGACACGGUUAGAGUGAGCGGGUGGGGAGGGGGCGAAUUCAAGUUCAAGUUCGACAGGCGAGACUAGAAGCACUAUGAGUGCUUCUUCCUCAGGUCGCGGGGGGUGGUCGCUGGUCAGGUGCAUCGCUUCACA